CCUUGUUUGUCUACUCCAACAAAACUUAUCUUCUUUUUCACUAAAGAGAAAAAAGGGAAAAUGGGGGAUUUUAAUUCUAAGAAAAGUAACAAAUUGAAUUUUGAAACUAAAAUUCAAGAAUUACAAGAGAUUGUAAUUGGGAAAGAAGGCUUGAGAAAAAAGAUUUUGCAAAAGGGUAAUUCUUGGAAGACACCAUUUCAUGGUGAUGAAAUCCAAGUUCAUUACAGAGUGAAACUUCAAGAUGGAGAAUUUUUUGACUCAAGCUAUGAUAGAGGAAAGCCUUUUACAUUCAAGCUAGGUCAAGGUGAAGUUAUUAAAGGAUGGGAUGAAGGAAUUGCAACAAUGAAAAAGAGUGAAAGAGCAAUAUUCACAAUUCCACCAAAUUUGGCUUAUGGAGAAAUUGGUUCACCCCCUUUAAUUCCUCCAAAUUCAACACUUAUUUUUGAAAUAGAAUUAAUUUCUUGGAAUUCAAUUAGAGAUGUUAGUGGAGAUGGAGGAAUAUUGAAAAAAAUAAUUAAAGAAGGUGAAGGAUGGGCUACACCUAGAGAUGUAGAUGAAGUACUAGUGAAGUAUGUAGCAAGCUCUGCAGAUGGAAACAUUCUAUCACAAUCUGAUGAUGCUGUUGAGUUUUCUUUAAUGGAAGGUCAUUUAUAUCCAGCCAUGAAGAAAUCUCUAAAGACAAUGAGAAAAGGAGAAAUAGUUGAGCUAACUGUGAAGCCAGCUUAUUGUUUUGGAAAUUCAAGUUUUGAUGGUGAUGGAAUUGGAAUAUUGCAAUCAUCAAAUUCCAAUUUGAUAAUUCAUCUUGAGUUGAUUUCAUGGAAAAGUGUUGUUGAUGUUAUUGGAGAUAACAAAGUUCUUAAGAAGUUAAAUAAGGCUGGUGAAGGUUAUGAUCAUCCUAAUGAAGGAUCCCUUGCAAAAGUGGUCUAUAUUGGAAAGCUACAAGAUGGGACUAUAUUUGAAAGAAAAGGAUCAGAUGAAGAACCCUUUGAAUAUAUAUGUUUAGAAGAUCAAUUAAAUGAAAAUUUAGAUAGAGCUAUCAUGACUAUGAAAAAAGGAGAAGAAGCAAUAGUGACAAUCAACUCAGACUCUAUAUUUUAUGAGAUCAAAUUGGUUGAUUUCAACAAGGAGAAACCAUUUUGGAAAAUGGACACAAAAGAGAAAAUUGAAGCAUGUGAUAAAAUCAAGAAUGAGGGAAAUGUACUAUUCAAAGAUGGGAAGUUUCAAUGUGCCUCAAUGAAGUAUGAGAAGGCCUCGAAAUUCAUCGAAUUUGAUCACUCGUUCAAUAAUGAUGAGAAGUGUCGAGCAAAUACUUUGCGAUUAUCGUGUUAUUUGAACAAUGCUGCUUGCAAGUUGAAGAUGGGAGAGCAUCAAGAAGCCUCAAAACUAUGUAGCAAGGUUAUAGAGUAUGAUCCUUGUAACGUCAAAGCUCUAUUCAGAAGGGCUCAAGCAUAUCUAAGAAUCAAUGAACUGGAAAGGGCUGAAAUUGAUAUUAAGAAAGCACUUGAAGUUGAUCCAAACAACAGAGAUGUGAAGGUGAUGUACAAGGAACUGAAGAAUAAGCAGAAGCAAUAUGCACAACAAGAAGUUGAAAUAUUUAGCACCAUGUUAUCAAGGUAG
Solanum verrucosum is the source of this 1617-nucleotide messenger RNA. Its product is annotated as 70 kDa peptidyl-prolyl isomerase-like. The transcript is spliced from 12 exons. The coding region runs from base 61 to 1617 and encodes 518 amino acids. The record is from RefSeq and is a predicted model, not a curated record. Gene Ontology annotation, molecular function: peptidyl-prolyl cis-trans isomerase activity; protein binding. Lineage: Eukaryota; Viridiplantae; Streptophyta; Magnoliopsida; Solanales; Solanaceae.